UUGGAAAAUAACCGAUCAUUGGAGAAUAACCCGAACUCAAAAAUGGCAGCUGCCAGUGUUAGCUUUGAGGAUUGGUUAGGAGAAAGAUUGACUUCUCUGAAUCCUGAAGUUGAUACGGAGGUUUUUGUUACUUACAUUACUGGUAUCCUCGAAACAGAAACAGAUGAAGAGGAUACACGCGAAUCCAUCUUGGGAAUUUUGGGCGAAGUGUUGGAGGAAGAGAAAGAGACAGUGUGUGAUGAAAUAGUACAGAGGUGGAAUCAAGAGCAUAGCAAACAAGCAAAACCAGAGACAGAUACUAGUACAUUAGCUACCCAAUUGUCUGAGAUUCUGGAGAACCAGAAAAUAGAGAGUGUAAAGCCAAAGGAAAAAAGUGCAGAUGAAAUCGCUCGAAAAGAGGCCAUUUUAGCUCAGUAUGGGGCUGUUUCAGAUGGAGAAACAGAUGAUGAUGAAGACCCAGGGGGAGGUAAUGCAGGAAAGUUAGAGAAAAAUGACAAUGCCGAAGCAGUGACGCGAGCAGUUCAGGAGCAACGAGAGCAGUCGAAACAGGAAUACGAGAAGAAAAAGGAAAAGGACAAACAAGACCGAGAGCAACAAAAACAGAAGGAGAAAGACAGAAAGGAAACGGAGAAAAAACGAACACAGAAAGGAGAGAGACGCAGAUGACGACGGAAUGCUUAGAAUCUAUAAUUUACAAUUAUUUCAAUUUGCAAUAACCUUUGUCAAAACCAGUCAUUUUUUUUAACCAAUAAAGGAUUGUUUCAAUGUC
Molecule: messenger RNA, 769 nt
Organism: Magallana angulata
Lineage: Eukaryota; Metazoa; Mollusca; Bivalvia; Ostreida; Ostreidae
Product: coiled-coil domain-containing protein 43-like
Exons: 5
Coding region: 43-666 (207 amino acids)
Source: RefSeq, a predicted model, not a curated record